AUAUACCUACCUAGGUAGGUAUAUAUAUAUUAUCCUAGCUACCUUUGGUAGGUAUGUGAAUGAGUAAGUGGAGAUGAGCAGCAUAUUAUACGUAAUUGGAACUUCAAAUCACCGCAACAAGACGAUCUGGACUACAUCUUUCACAAUCGACCACUCAACAUGGUCGAUGAUCUCACGUUUAUUCCCCAUUCUAGCGGCUUGGCUGGAACACUGGGGGAGGCCCGGGAGGGAUGUCUAAGCUGGCUAAGACUCCAAGUACCCAUUUGCCGAUCCUAUCCUUCAAUGAGAUCGAUUAGAUUGAUAAGAUCAUCUUAUUUAUCUAAUCAAUCAACUCACAUGUCAUUUACACCCAGACACCUUGUAUGAAUAGGGAAGCUCUCGACCGAAUACCAAGAGAUUCUUCAACAACCUACAGCUCCGGCUACGGACCUCCUGCGCGUAUUAAUUUAUCUGGGCAGUUUCGGUCGAGAUGUAGGUUAUAUAAAAACCUGCCAUAACUACCUGGUUCUAGCUAUGUCUUCGUUUUUACUAUCUUGUCUUCCUUUUGGGGUUUAAGCUUAGGUACCUCAUAAUGGCGGAUUCGCAACCAACACUUAACAGCCUUGCGGCAAAGAUCACGGAACUCUCGGAGACGUUUACGAAAUAUUUGAAGGAAAAUAACAUCACACAGCCGACCUUUGCGGCAGAUAGUCCGACCAGUUACACUAACUUGUCUCCCGAGAUAUUCGUAACUCGUCAGUUAUUAGCGGAUGCCUUGUCAGAUCUGUGGUAUUUAUCACAAGGACCAAGCGAGAGUAUCUACAACUAUGUCCAUAGCUGCAUACCUGAUGCUGCGGCCCUCAACAUCCUAAACCAGUUCGAUUUCUGGUCUGCUGUACCAUUAGAGGGUUCUGCCUCAUACUCCGAGAUUUCUCAGCAUGUUUCUCUUCCUGAAGAUGUUGUCCGGCGGGUCCUACAACAUGCCGUGACUCUCCGUAUCUUUGAAGAGACAGAUCCUGGUAAAUCCUCGACAAAUAUUCGCCAUAAUUCUCGAUCGGCAGCACUGGCACGGAAUGCUGGAUUACAGGCUCUUGUCUCUUCAGUUCUCGAUGUUGCCAGUGCGCCGAUGAUGGUCAUGCCCGAAGCAUUGAACAGGUAUAGCCGCGGCAAGUCGGCUCUGACUCAGAAUAUGGAUGAGACGUCGUUCGCCCUAACGUAUAGCGGAGGGCAACUUGGAAAGCAUAGAACCUCUUGGGAUCUGCUGGAGAACGAUGGGGAGGGUGAGAAUAAGGGCUGGCGGCAGAGAAAAUUUGUCGCAUUCAUGGCUUAUAUAAAAGAGCUCUUCCAUCUCGAAGGUGUCUUACUCGAUGCUUAUGACUGGAAAGCUGUAGGCAAGGCAACAGUGGUUGAUGUCGGUGGCUCUGCUGGUCACGAUGCUUUCGUGCUGGCGCGGAAAUUCCCCGAUCUCACCAUUACAGUGCAGGACUUACCGCAAGUAAAGCCGGUGUUUGAGGCUAACGUCCCCGAAGACCUGAAAGACCGUGUGUCCUUCGUAGCGCAUGACUUUUUCGAGCCACAACCUGUGCAGGCAGACAUCUAUAUCCUCAAGCUUAUCCUCCACGACUGGCCGGAUCACGAAGCAGUCAAGAUGCUACGAGCCAUGGUCCCCGGCCUAAAGCCGGGUGCUCGAAUCGUCCUCAUCGAGUACAUUGGUAACCAGCGCGAGACUGAAGGACCAUCGCUACCACGUUCGAUCCAAAACAUGGGUACGGCUACAGAUCUAAGAAUAAUGGCGUUGUUUAACGCGGAGGAGCGUCCUGUUGAGGCAUGGGCCAAGAUCUUCCGCGAUGCUGAUGAGCGGUUCGAGUUGGCUCAUGUUAACGCUAACCCUUUGACCUUCAUUUCUGUGGUUGAGUUCGUCUGGCGCGGGUAGACUAGCUACCUACAUAUACCGAGGGAGUAUGGUAUUAUAAGUGUAAAGUAUUAUAUGGCACAAGAAUAAAAAUGAAGAUAAAGUUGUUGGAAAAAUGGAUUAGUUGUAUUGCAUAAUUUUGAAGCGUCACUAGAAUCUUAAAGACGUGUACA
Daldinia caldariorum is the source of this 2064-nucleotide messenger RNA. RefSeq names its product S-adenosyl-L-methionine-dependent methyltransferase. Bases 572 to 1912 code for a protein of 446 amino acids. The record is from RefSeq and is a predicted model, not a curated record. The transcript is spliced from 4 exons. Lineage: Eukaryota; Fungi; Ascomycota; Sordariomycetes; Xylariales; Hypoxylaceae. Gene Ontology annotation, molecular function: O-methyltransferase activity.